UAAGAAACAGGCGGCAGGCGCAACUGGGGCGAGUGUAGUGCCACAACACAGCAGCCUGGGGAGAGUACCGCAUCUGGAGUAGAGAAGGGGGAAGGAUCACGCGUAAAUUCUUAACACUACAAGAAGAUAUUUUAACCGAGUCCCGGAGACAUGAAGUGCCCCUUCGCACCCCUCCAGAAACCCUCUCCCGUGAGAAGCGCGGAGAAAGACGACGGGCGACACGGCACCGCGGACUUCUGCCGGGAGAAACGUCCCCUGAAAGAGGAGCCCCCGGUGUGUUUUGACCCCCAGCGCCCGGGUGGCCCGGGAGCCAGCCCCGUCCUGCUCCGAGAGCCCCUCAGGGGCGUCCACAACAAGGAGAACCGCAGGACCUCGCUCGCCGUCGAGCUCUCCGACAGCAGGGACUUCGACAGCGACUGCAUCCUCAGCGGCAAUGUCUCCCAGGAGGACAGCGGGUAUCUGUCGCUGCACAGCAGCCAGACGGAGCAGGGGGAGCUCGGCCUCGGGGCCGCGGACGAUGACCAGAAGGUGCCCAGGAGGCACCACCAGCACACCCGGUGCUCGCCGUCUGUGACCGCCUCUCCCUGCGGGGCCAGCCCGGUCGCGCUGGGGCUCCCGGUGCUGCAUUUCCAGCAGACUGUCUGCAAGGAGUUGAGGAGGAGGUACAGGAGAACCCAGAAAUUCGACUGGGGCGUCGUCGGAGAGGUCGCAGAGGACUUCCGACUCCAGGGGGUCGUAGGGAGGAAGAUGGGCGUCGAGCAGCUGGACAUUUUCGAGGAAUUACUGGAGAGGGACAUGAGACACGUCCUGGCCAAGAUUUUACGCUUUCUCACGGAUGUGGAUUUGAUCAACUGUCAAAAAGUGAGUAAAACGUGGCGGAGAGUCAUCUGUGAAGACAAGUGGGCCUUCCAGAUGUGCAAAACGGAUAAAAAGGAUGCAGAAACGUCUGGGGAUUUCACCACGAGGGACUUCGCCUUUUCCAGAGAGGUCCUGUCUUGCCUCCAGGUUGCGGCCUCUACUCCCGUCCACAAGCCACCCAGGAGGAAGGAGUGUGGGCCCAGCCGGCACACCGAGUUCCAGCAGGCAGCAGACGCAUUGAAGCAGCACGAAGCCCUGAAGCCCUGCUCGCACUGCGGCUCCCCGGCCAAGUUCGACUCCUACCUGCGCAGAGCCACCUGCACCCGGGCCAGCUGCGGCUUUGACUUCUGCACCAGCUGCCUGUGCGCAUACCACGGCUCGCAGAGCUGCAGGACUGGGAAAAGGGGCCAGGCCAGGGAGAAAACCACACUGCUCCCGGGCAGCAGCAGGAGCAAGAAGAACCUGAAGAGGCUCUGAUCUGCCCCUUUUACGCAUUUGUGUGAAUGAACUCUUUUUAAAUUAUUUCUAUGCAUUCCACUAGACAUUGCUCCCUAUGGGUAAAAAAAAAAAUGUUUAUUUUGAAGCGGUAAUGCACAAAAGCGUCUGCACACAUUUUUAUAGUGGGGGAACAAUCAUUUUAUUUUUAAGAAAAAAUUGACUUGAAGUUUUAAUGUUUCUUCCCAUUGCUAACUGGGCUGCCCCUGGGGAGGGUGCAGUUUAAAUCAAAUUUCCCGACUGCCAAAAGUUACAAAUGUUACAACGGGUAUGUUUAAAAUGUGAAAGAGCGUCGCGUUUUAUCGAACAAUUAAUUUUUACAGUUUUAGAUUUAUAAGGGGAAUUGGAACCGGUUCAGCUGUGGCAUGUUCUCUUUUGAGAAGGCAUGAUGGACUGGCUAAUCCCCUGCAUCUUUGAAAUGUCUGAAUAUGAGCUGUUUGAUAUGUAAAUACAACUGUAAAUAUUUAUAAUACUGUAUAAUUAUAUGUUGUUACAGUCUGAAUAAACCUUUUUUUUUU
Messenger RNA from Lepisosteus oculatus (spotted gar), 1871 nucleotides. RefSeq names its product F-box protein 5 (gene fbxo5). Gene Ontology annotation, cellular component: nucleus. Gene Ontology annotation, molecular function: zinc ion binding; protein binding. Lineage: Eukaryota; Metazoa; Chordata; Actinopteri; Semionotiformes; Lepisosteidae. Gene Ontology annotation, biological process: regulation of mitotic nuclear division; negative regulation of meiotic nuclear division. The record is from RefSeq and is a predicted model, not a curated record.